Molecule: messenger RNA, 1583 nt
Organism: Aspergillus pseudotamarii
Lineage: Eukaryota; Fungi; Ascomycota; Eurotiomycetes; Eurotiales; Aspergillaceae
Product: OST3/OST6 family protein
Exons: 3
Coding region: 213-1022 (269 amino acids)
Cellular component (GO): oligosaccharyltransferase complex
Source: RefSeq, a predicted model, not a curated record
GACCCAGGAAAAACUAGCGCCGAUCAUUCCGCAGUACUGGACACCUAAUACAUCCUACUACAAACGAUGAUCGCUCCAGACCACUAAUGGAACCUGGCCACUGUCUUCCAGUACAUGGAUCGUUCCAUUGUAUGCCACCCAUUGAUUUGUUGGCAAUUGACCUUUGAAAACACCACAUUCCUGCUGUAGUGUUAUAUUCUUGACAUGUCAACAUGAAAUUGUUUACUCUCAUCGUCGCACUCUUCUAUAUUUUAUCUAGCGCUUGCGCGAGCCCGGAGCUCGGCAAGUUCGAAAGAUAUCAGUCUCUCUCUCGAUCCAUUCCCAUCGAUCUGGAUGACUCGUCGUAUGAAGACUUGACAUCAAAGCCUCGCGACUACCACGUCGCGGUACUUUUGACGGCUGCUGAAGCUCGCUAUGGGUGCAUUUUAUGUCGCGAGUUCCAGCCAGAAUGGGAGCUCAUCUCGCGAAGUUGGAACAAAGGUCCUAAACCUGAUGGCCUAAAAAUGCUAUUCACCACCCUUGACUUCAGUAAUGGCAAAGCAACUUUCCAAAAGCUAAUGCUCCAAACUGCGCCGGUUCUUCUUGUGUUUCCUCCAACUGUUGGCCCCUUUGCUAAAGUUGAUGAUGCGCCCAUUAGAUUUGACUUUAGUGGUCCAAUCUCUGCUGACCAGCUUUACGUGUGGAUCAAUCGUCAUCUUCCGGAGGGGCCGAAACCACCUCUUGUUCGUCCCAUUAACUACAUGCGACUCAUUUCUGCAGUGACAAUCUUAAUGGGCGUGUUGACCUUGUUCACUGUUCUGUCGCCGUAUGUUUUACCGGUCAUACAGAAUCGUAACUUGUGGGCCGCAUUCAGCUUGAUUUCCAUACUUUUAUUCACAAGCGGCCACAUGUUCAAUCAUAUCCGCAAAGUACCGUAUGUUGUUGGCGACGGCAAAGGUGGCAUUAGCUAUUUCGCCGGUGGAUUCUCAAAUCAGUUUGGAAUGGAAACGCAGAUCAUUGCUGCCAUAUGUAAGUACGGCUAACUGACAGCCAACGCAAUAUUGAAUGUCUAUGUUCCUGCUGCUGAUGCAAUACCGUACAAGAUGCCAUCCUUUCCUUUGCGACAAUAGCUCUCGCGAUGAAAGUACCCCGUAUCGCGGACAGUAAAGCGCAGCAAGUGGCUGUGCUAAUCUGGGGAACUGUAUUAUUUGGUAUGUACAGCUUUCUUCUGAGUGUCUUCAGGGCAAAAAAUGGCGGAUAUCCUUUCUUCCUGCCCCCAUUUUAGUUCAAGUCGCAGUCGCAACGCCUAUCGCCUCUUCCACCAGAGUUUGCCCAAUGAUUGCAGUGAAAAGAACUGGAACAAGCUGAAGGCUUGGACUCGGCGAUUACUUGGGCCAGCAAUACCUGAUUAGGGCAUUUCGAGCUAGGAAAUGAACUUUAAGAACAACUACCUUCCGGCUUUCUCGAUGGUAACGAGGUGUACUAGUGUUGCAUCCUGGCUAUGUACCCCUCAACGCGCAUGUGUAUAAUUAUAGCUAGCUAGAAUAAGGUUAGCUGAUGCUGUCAAACACGUAGAACUUUUCCAUAUAGCGGCUGCUUUCAUC